AUGGCUCAAGAUGACGGAACUCCUGGCAGACUGCUACUCAUCUCGAAUCGCCUGCCAAUCACCAUCAAACGCCAGGAUGAGGGCCAAUACAGCUUCUCCAUGUCCUCUGGCGGCCUAGUCACCGGUCUCAGCGGCCUCAGUAAGACAACAACCUUUCAGUGGUACGGUUGGCCCGGCUUGGAGGUUCCUGAGCCCGAGAUCGAAAAGGUCAAGCAACAACUCAAGGAACAGUACGGCGCUGUUCCUGUCUUUGUCGAUGACGACCUUGCAGACAGGCACUAUAAUGGCUUUGCCAACUCGAUCCUCUGGCCGCUCUUCCACUAUCACCCGGGCGAGAUCACCUUUGACGAGAGUGCAUGGGACGCCUACAAGGAAGUAAACAGGCUGUUUGCAAAGACCGUGGUCAAGGAUGUACAGGAUGGCGACAUUAUCUGGGUACAUGACUAUCACUUGAUGCUAUUGCCCGAGCUCUUGCGCCAGGAGCUCGAUGGGAAGCGCAAGAACAUCAAGAUUGGCUUCUUCCUGCACACCCCAUUUCCCAGCAGCGAGAUCUAUCGCAUCUUGCCUGUGCGUGAGGCCCUUCUUCAGGGCCUUUUGCAAUGCGAUCUCAUCGGCUUCCACACAUACGACUAUGCCCGUCACUUCCUGAGCUCCUGCUCGCGCAUCCUCGAGACCUCCACCACCCCCAACGGUGUCGCCUACAAGGGUAAAUUCAUCACCGUCGGCGCUUUCCCCAUCGGCAUCGAUCCCGACAAGUUUGUCGAGGGCCUCAAGAAGCCAAAGGUGCAGGAGCGCAUUGCUGCCCUCUCACGAAAGUUUGACGGCGUCAAGCUUAUCGUUGGUGUAGACCGCCUCGACUACAUCAAGGGAGUGCCCCAAAAACUGCAUGCUCUCGAGGUCUUCCUGACCGAACAUCCAGAAUGGAUCGGCAAGAUAGUGCUUGUUCAGGUUGCGGUGCCGUCUCGCCAAGACGUGGAGGAGUACCAAAACCUCCGUGCCGUUGUCAAUGAGCUCGUGGGCCGGAUCAACGGAAAGUUUGGCACGAUUGAGUUUAUGCCUAUUCACUUUCUGCACCAGAGCGUCAAUUUUGACGAGCUCUGUGCCCUUUACGCCGUCUCCGAUGUCUGCCUAGUUUCAUCUACCCGUGAUGGCAUGAAUCUGGUCUCUUACGAAUAUAUCGCCACACAACAUGAUCGCCACGGUGUCAUGAUUUUGUCCGAGUUCACCGGCGCCGCGCAGUCGCUCAACGGCUCCCUGAUCGUCAACCCCUGGAAUACCGAGGAGCUUGCCAAUGCUAUUCAUGAUGCUGUGACCAUGUCUCCUGAGAUGCGGGAGGCCAACUUUCGCAAGCUUGAGCGCUAUGUCUUCAAAUACACAAGCGCAUGGUGGGGUCAGAGCUUUGUGUCCGAAUUGACCAAGGUGAAUUACGAGGCAGGUGAGAAGCAGUCCCUGACUGGUACGGGUGAAGUCAGCCAAAAGCUCACAAUGGGUGCAAAUGGUGCAGUGGCAGGGGUAACUGAAGGCGAGGCUGGUUCGACGUAG
Messenger RNA from Pestalotiopsis fici W106-1, 1542 nucleotides. RefSeq names its product Alpha,alpha-trehalose-phosphate synthase 1. NCBI's taxonomy places the organism in Eukaryota, Fungi, Ascomycota, Sordariomycetes, Amphisphaeriales, Sporocadaceae. Bases 1 to 1542 code for a protein of 513 amino acids. The record is from RefSeq and is a predicted model, not a curated record. Gene Ontology annotation, biological process: trehalose biosynthetic process; cellular response to heat. Gene Ontology annotation, molecular function: alpha,alpha-trehalose-phosphate synthase (UDP-forming) activity. Gene Ontology annotation, cellular component: alpha,alpha-trehalose-phosphate synthase complex (UDP-forming); cytosol. The transcript has a single exon.